GAGACCAAACAAACAAUCUCUCCGUAUAUUGUGUGUGUAUAUUAUUUGUGAUACGCUUUUCUCCGUGAAACAGUUGGUUUAGCGCUUUUGGAUCGUUCACAUCGUCUUUUGUUUUUGCUUCUUAUUUUUUUUUUACAGUUUUUUUAAAACGAUUUUUUCAGCUGGUUACUCUGAUUUUUUUUUUACAAACGGGUUCGGUUGUGAAUUUCACGUGUAAAGUGGUUUCAUAGAAAAAGGAAAAGUAUUGGUACAGCCGAGAGAUUUAUGUGCCAUAAUUGCACUUGCCCAUUUGUUCACCCGUGCCAAAAGCUAGCUGAACUGAUUUAACUGCAAUAAUGACAGUUGUACAUAUCUAUUUGUUGGUGUUAUUUUGGGCUCCGGUGAUCUAUGGGGAGAUUCAGGCCAGUGGACCACCAUUAGAGGAUAUCAAACAAUGGAAUGUGUUGACAUACAAUCUACCAUGGGAUGCACCUACUAACAAUAAAGACUUCUACAAUCCAGUAUCAGUAGUUGCAACCGGCAUUGCUGUUGAUUAUGAACGUAUAUUUAUUGCAACACCUCGUCUAUUCAGUGGUGUCCCAGCUACCGUAUCAACUGUACCAAGAAAAAUCGCUGGAGAUUCAUCCGUUUUACAAGCAUAUCCGGAUUGGUCGUUCCAUACUGCGGGCCAACGUGCUUACAACUGUAGUGAAUUAGGACUCGUAUCGGUUUAUCGUAUGCGAAUCGAUUCGUGCAACCGAUUAUGGGCACUCGACGCCGGAGUUUCACGAUCACUCGAAGAUUUUGAAGUCACGUGUCCACCGAAGAUUUUGGUUUUUGAUUUGAAUACGGAUCAAGUCGUAAGACGCAUUGAUUUCCCACCUGAAGUGAUUCGCGGUGAAACGUUGUUCACCAAUAUGGUGAUAGAUGAAACCACAUCACAGCCAUCGAAUAAUUGCGACGAUGUGUUCGUCUACAUAACCGACACUGUGGAACCAGCAAUUGUUGUGUAUGACAGCGGUCGUGAUCUUACGUGGCGGUUAUCGCAUCCUGCCAUGUUUCCGGAUCCAAACUUUGCGCAAUCCAACAUUUUAGGUCAUCGAUUCACGCUGAUGGACGGUAUUGUUGGCAUCACAUUUGAUGCAACACUCGGAGUUGUUUACUUCCAACCACUGGCCACUGACCGACUGUUUUCAGUUAAAACCAGUGCAUUGCGUGCCGGACCAUUGCCAUUUGGCGCUGAACUGCAAAUACGUUUAGUUGGGAAAAAAUCGUCGCAAGGAAUUGGCUUGGCACUAAGUCCACGUGACGGCUCAAUUUUCUUCAGUCCAUUCAGUGAAACGGCAAUCGCCGAAUGGAACCCAAACACGAACAAACAAAAAGUUGUGUCGUACGACAAAGAACGUCUUCAAUUUGUGGCUGAUUUGAGUGCUCCAGCUCAAGAUCCGGGUGCAAUUUAUGUGCUAUCAUCACGCUUCCAUCGAUUCUUUUUGAGAAAUGUGAAUACAAAUGAUAUCAAUACGCGGAUUUUACGCAUUGGUGGUGCUAUGAAUUCGCCGCAACAACAGCAUUUGCCUGGAAAUAUACUGGCACCAGGUUACACCGGUCAAGCGUAUACCAUUGGCAAUACAAACCUGUUUCCAACGUCUCCACCAUCACCCCUUUUAUACAAAACCGAAAUAACACAUGCACCAUUCUCGCCAAGACCAAUUACAGACAUUAAAUCCACCUUUGUCGAUAACUUUUUCAAUAGCAUUCGGCAACCAUACCAAUAUGAACCGGUUGGUGUUAUUAAUAAGGCAAUAAAAAAUCCAUUUACCGCUUUAAAUACGGGUGAAACUCCCGAAAUAUAUCUAAAAACGCAUCAACCAACGUAUACCGCCUUCCAGAAGACAUCACAGAGCUUUGGCUCACUACAACAGCCAAUUCUAAGUCAAACCUAUGGUUUACUUGACAACCAAAAUUUCCUAACAAAAGUAAAUCCAAGUUUCAGCGAUUUUAAUAGCAUAAGACGUGCAAAGAGUAUCGCAUUUAAUUCAACGGCACUUCAUUAAACGAACAUCAGAAAAAAAAGUCAACACCAGAAAAAAAGAACAAAUUGAAACGACAAAUUCACAAUUAAUAAUUUAAAGUCGACAACUUUGCCGAAGACAAUUUUCUGAUAUAUCAUUUCAGUUAGUCGUCAAAAGCUUAAGAAUGAACAUACAUCGUUUUACAUCUCAUUAAUGAAAAUAUUCUUCAAUCCUUCGCAAAACCCAGUCCGCCCUUAAACUGAUUUCUUUUCAUUGGUUUCUUUUCAAUUGAAUUGAAUCAAGCCUUGUAUUUGCCAUAUUUUUAUGCUAGGAUAGAUUUUCUAUUCCAGCAUAAUUUAUCGGCAUAUGAUGCAUACAAACACACACGCUUGCGUCUCGCUGUACACGGUCGUUCGCGCGCACGCAAACAUGUACUCACAACAAUACCGCAUACUGCACGAAAACUUGUUUGCGCACACAUCUUCCGUACAUUAACGACCGUGCACUGAGCGAGGCAAGCGUGUGUAUUUGUGUGCACCGCAUGCCGAUGAUCUAUGCUGGAAUAGACUAUCUAUCCUAGCAUAGAAAUAUGGCAAAUACAAGGUUUGAAUUGAAUUGGAUCAAAAUACUCAACUGUCGAAUCAAAUGCCAUACACUUUAUUCCCUUCUGACACCCCACUUUCCAUCCAAAAUCAUUGAACUAUUUUAGACGAUAAGUGAAGUUGAAUGAUGUUUUCAAACUAAAGUGUUAGUAAUUUAUUUAUGUAUGCAUUUAUAAUAUUCUUGUGCGAUACUCAAUCAGCUGCCCCAAUGCUUAUUUAAUAAUAACAACAACCGAAAGAAUAGCACAAAAAACGAACAGUAUUUCAAUUAUUAGUGAAGAUAAUACUUAUUACAUAUUUCGAUUUCAAUGAUAUAUAUGCAGGGAAUUUUAUAAUUGAAUGCCAAUCUCUUUUCGUAGGUUCCGGUAUGGGUUAAUUUUAAUUCCUUCAGUCAAACUUCCUUUGUUUCUUUAUUGGAAAGUUUAGUGAGUCUCAAUAUAUUUCCUAAGAGCUAAAAACCAUAGAUAUAUUUGCAAAAAUGGGCUCUCAGUGGCCCUUAGCAUGAAAUCAUGGUGAUUUAAUCGAAAAUGAAACACUCUGUAGCUGUGUAGCCUCAGUAAAAUGGCCUCUGAGGGAAAAAAGUGCCCAUACACUUUUUCGUGGCAGAGAGAUUCUUAUGUAGUAGAUUUGCAUUCAAUUUUAAAACACACUGUAUAUAUUUGAAUUUUACAUGCAGAUUAUGCAGUUGAACCGAAUUCGAAUAUCAUUUAAAUAGUGAAAUGAUGAGAAGAGAAAAAUAAAAAUUUUGUUACCAAUCAAUUAAAAUAGCUGACUCUCUAUAUUUUAUAUGACCAGAAUUACAUUUAUUUCAAUGUAAAUGCGUUGUAUUGUACGACUUGAACAAAAUCGUUUUUUUUUUCUGGUGUUUUGUUGUUUCUUCUUUUCACACAGAGAUGGCGAAGCGUAUCCAAUAUUUUGUAUCAUCGCUUUCUAUGUUUAUACUUGAGUAUUUUAAUUUUUAUUGAUUUAGUUUGAACUAUUAAAAAAUAUAUUCAAUUUUUCUUAA
Sitodiplosis mosellana (orange wheat blossom midge) is the source of this 3599-nucleotide messenger RNA. RefSeq names its product major royal jelly protein 1. Lineage: Eukaryota; Metazoa; Arthropoda; Insecta; Diptera; Cecidomyiidae. The record is from RefSeq and is a predicted model, not a curated record. The transcript is spliced from 6 exons. Gene Ontology annotation, cellular component: extracellular region. The coding region runs from base 336 to 2033 and encodes 565 amino acids.